GGUUUUGGAGUGAUCGAGAAAAGCACAGAAUGUCCCUGUCGAUUGCCACACCACCUGGAGAACUUUCUUCGUUUAGGGUUUUAUCUGUUUCACAUCAGCAAUGUCUUCUCUCGAGGAUUUCUCGGCUUUCGAUCCACAACAUUCCCCCUCCCGCGACUACUAUGGUUAUUCGCAUGGGUGGCGGUCCCCGGACUUUCCCUGGAGGAGUAUCGAAAUGGCAAUGGAAGCGAAUGCAGGCCAAGAAGGCAAAGCAGCUCCUUAAGGCUCGACUCUGCCGAGAGCGACAGAUAUAUGAAAUGCGAAAGCGGGCUGAGCUGAGAGCUGCCGUGUCUGAACUCGAGCGGCCAUGGGAGGUCGUCGAGAGAGCCCCAACUUUGUUCUCUGUCAGAGCCGAUGAACAAUUGAAGGUCUUGGCGGAUAGGUUCCAGAGACCGGGCGGCUACGACUUAUGGAGCGAGAAAGAUGGACCACAGCUAUUUCAGACCGUUGACGAUCUCCCUUCAGCAAGAUUUUUCCCCAAAGGUGUUGUGCAUAGCCUUAAACCUUACGGGAGUAUUGCAGAUUCCUCCGUGGAGGAGGCUAUGGGGUCAAAUUUUCAGGGUUCAGUUUCAGAAUCCGUAACGGGCGGGUCUGUUUCAAGAGUAGGAAAGCGGUCUAGGAAAUCCAAAAAGGCACCUAAUCCUGGAGGCAGAGCUAGGUCUGAUUGGAAAAGGGAGGCAGGAACUGGAGAUUCUCCAACCAGACGAGAAGAAUGGAAGACAAAUACAGAAGCAUCGGGUACUGUGGGUGAGAGGCAAAGGUCUGGGAAAUUUCAUGGAGACAGGACUGGAAAGGAUUCUCGUGUUAUCUUUAAGAAUAAGGAGCACAAACGAAGUUUUGGCUCUAGAAAUUCAUACCGGGCAAAAUCAGAGGACGGCACAUUGGGUGCAGUUGGAAGAGAGAAGAUUCGAAUAAACAAUGGAAGUUAUAGCAGUGCCAAUGGUCACUCUAACGCCAGGAGAACUUCGUCGAGAUCUAGAGCGACCGAAGAAGUAUAUAAUAUGAGCUUGCAACAGGAUGGAAGUUAUGAAUUGCAACAGGGCCGCUCGAAUACCAAGAGUCGGGGAGCAGUGUGAUUCAUUAGGUGCAUUAGAAGUGUCUAUUUCCCUAUCGGAGUGC
Molecule: messenger RNA, 1158 nt
Organism: Telopea speciosissima
Lineage: Eukaryota; Viridiplantae; Streptophyta; Magnoliopsida; Proteales; Proteaceae
Exons: 1
Coding region: 30-1115 (361 amino acids)
Source: RefSeq, a predicted model, not a curated record